AUGGUACUUUUCACUUUAGUUCUUUCUGUCCCGAUCGUUACUUUAUGGAACACACGAAUCUCACGCCGAGAUAAGAUGGUCCUGUUUAGCAUUUUCUCAGCCACUUUACUGGUCAUGAUUAUCUCUAUCCUCCGUGUAUCGGUGAACACUUCUCUGAACACUCCGGUCGAUCCGGGCUGGCUUAUAUUUUGGAGUUUCAUUGAGAUCAAUACAGCUAUCAUAAUUUCAUGCGCCGUUUCUCUUCGACAAAUAUUUGUCAAAUCGAAGCAGCAAAGCCCUCGACCGUCAGCCGGUUCGUCCAACUUGACACCAAGAAAAUCAUAUCCUAAGGUUCAUCAACGGUCUAUUGGAGAUCUUGAAUCACACGAUAAUGAGGAUAUUCUGUUGUCGUCAAUGAGUGAUGUGCAUGUCCGACAUGAGUUUGAAGUGGUCAGUACUUCUGCAGCGGAGAGUGCCGACGACCAGACGUUGAGUCCACAAAAGAAGAGCUUUGCCUAG
Molecule: messenger RNA, 498 nt
Organism: Penicillium nucicola
Lineage: Eukaryota; Fungi; Ascomycota; Eurotiomycetes; Eurotiales; Aspergillaceae
Exons: 2
Coding region: 1-498 (165 amino acids)
Source: RefSeq, a predicted model, not a curated record